UAGAUGAUAAAUAUACAUCAUUUAAAAGUGAAAAUGAAUCUCUUCGGAUGGAUUCAAUCACUAAUAUGGAACAGAGACUGCUUGUUCUGGAAAACAAAGGAGAUCGACGUUAUACUUCGACUUAUGGGGAGGAUGGAGCCUCAAAAGAUGCCGUAGACGGUUUGAAAACACAAGUAAGACAAUUGGAUAGAAUGACGGGGCUCCAUGAUAUACGUCUAGCGGAAGUUGAUCUCAGAUUGGACUGCAAUGAUAUAACAUCAUAUGAUGGACACAUUAUUUGGAAGAUAACAGGAAUUGAACAAAGGAAACGCGAUGCUGUAAGCAGAAAAACUCUAUCUUUGUACAGUCCUCCGUUCUACACCAGCAAAUAUGGGUACAAAAUGUGUGGUCGCGUCUACCUAAAUGGGGACGGAAUAGGAAAAGGGACGCACGUGUCCCUAUUCUUUGUUUUAAUGAAGGGGGAAUAUGACAAUGUACUCGAGUUCCCAUUCCGUCAGAAAGUCUCAUUUAUGAUUCUUGAUCAGUCUUCCGAGAGGCGUCAUCUCCAGGAUUCCUUCUACCCAGACCCCACUAGUUCCUCAUUCAAGCAACCAACCGCCAAUAUGAAUAUUGCCUCGGGAUGUCCAUUAUUCGUGAGACAAGAUGUCCUAGAG
Molecule: messenger RNA, 653 nt
Organism: Owenia fusiformis
Lineage: Eukaryota; Metazoa; Annelida; Polychaeta; Sabellida; Oweniidae
Source: the annotation of a GenBank genome assembly